GCUUUGCGCGUUGCGCGCGCAUAGCAUCUGCCCAACCGACCGAUUAUGGCGGACAGACAGUGAAUAAUGUUUGCCGUCUUUUCUAAAUCGGAGAAUAUCGACACUAGCCAAUGGCAUAAACCGGGUUUUUUGUAAAAAUUGUACAUUGUAAAUAGUUCUAUGUACAUAUAGUAAUUAUAUUUGUGCUCGUUUUGUUUAGAAAUUUGUGUGAAUAGUGUAUUAUUUGAGUGUUUAUUCAGUUUAUUUUUCGACGCCGACAAAUCUAAAUUUCGAAGUUAGUACGUUAGAAGAUAUACAUAUUUACCUCAAAAUAAAAUAAACUUGUAAAUUUUACUGGGUAUAGAACAUCAAUCACUAUUUAGACCUUUGUGUUUCCAACCGUCAAGGAGACCGAUGCUGUUCUUGCAUUAUUUUGGUUUUCAAUAGCGGCUGUCAUCGUGUUUCGAUAAAACUAGUAACUGUCAUUAUACAAAGACAAAAAGCCUGCUACAGUCCCUAAAUGGCUUUGCUAUUGAGAUCUAUUCAUUUUAAAUAGCCCAUAUGAUCAUGUGAAUCGAUUUUACAUUACAUUUGGCCGGAAAUUAUAUUAGAAGUACCUAGUGUUAAACAACUACAAAGAGAACAAGUCAUUAUUUACCAUUGCGAAGGAUCGAAGUGUAUUGGAGCUGAAUGCUCGAACCUCACGGUAGUCCAAUGAAGUGGCCGGGUUCGGGAGGUGAAGAAGAGGCGGGUGAAGCAGGGUUACAAAGCGCUCGUGCCUCUCAGGCUCGUAGUCAAGACGAUGUCGCCGUGCAUUAUGUUUUCCAACGAGAUUCCCAAGAGGAAUUGCCGUCUUUAACUCCCAAACAACGCUGGGCAGUUGGUGACGAUACUAUUACGGAGAACCAAGAUAAAUGGAAGAAUACUACACCUAUUACAAUGAAUAAUAUGCAUCAGCAAGGUCAAGCAGUGCAAGUUAAAAAUAAUCAAACAAACCAACCACAAUUCAUCAACCAAGCUAUCGCCUCAUCUGUUGGCACAUUGGCUAUCAACCCUUCAGUAAUUGGUAGCCAUCCUGCUCAUUUAACUACUAACAUGGUACAUACACAGAUUGCUCCGAUGCAGAAUCACACAAUGAGAAGCAAUGCCAUGAUGUUACCACCUUUACAAGGUAUACAGAAUGCUCCCCAAUGUGGUCAGCAAGGUUUAUAUGAUAUACACCAGCACCAUGGCACUCCAAUACCGACAAUGAAUGGUAUUGGCAAGAGUGGUGAACAUCUCAUGUAUUUGAGUCAAGCAGGGAUGAUUGCACCUGGAACUAAUCAGUUUCUGCAACAAGGACAGAACCAACUUGGACUCACUCCUGUUGCUGCCAUUACAAAUCAGAUUGCACCUGCUGCAAAGAAAUUAUGGGAUAAAGGCCCUGGAGCAGGUGGGGACAGUAAGGGUCCACCGCACCUUCCUCCACUGCAACUAAAUCCUGAACAAAUGUGGCGUGAUCCAACCUGGUCUGCUCAAGCUGUGGAACACAAUGUUGGAGUACCUAUGAUGAACACACGUCGUGGUGUGACGUUCCCAGGGGGUGAUGCUGGCUGCAUUUUGUCUCCUCGCGACGCCGCUGGUUUGGGGGUGAAGAUGGUUGAAUAUGUACUUGGUGGAUCUCCAACAGAGGCCGGCGGUGUCGCAACUGGCGGUGGUGGUGAAAAAGUGGCCGGCGUUGUCGCUGGGUUGCGCGGUAUGGUUUUAGAGGAACGCCCUGAAGACAAAUCCGCCUCACCAUUUGAGAAAGAUCUACAUGAACUACAUGAGCAUGGCUCUUUGCCCAAUGGGCUUCACAAUGGACAAGAAGAUGACAAAGCUUUUAACCGCACCCCCGGGUCGCGGCAGCCGUCGCCGGCGGAGGAGGAGGGCGGCGUGGGCGGCGUGGGGGGUGUGGGGGGCGCGGCGGGGAGCACGGCCGCGGUCCGCAACGGAGACGCGGCCGCCUUCCCCCUGCUGCCGCCGCACGCGCUGCCGCAGCCGCAGCCGCAGCCGCUGCACCACCUGCAACACAUCUCGCAUCCACAGCAUCAUCCUGGGAUGUUAGGUGUAGCUCCGCUGCAGGGUUUACCGCACCCUCAACACCCACAAAUUCACCCUGGCAUGACUUUAAACGACUCUAUGAAUCAGCACAUUGAACUCGUUUUACAAAUGGAGCAGCAUCCACAGUUUGACAACAACAGUUUUGCAAGUACACAACAGUACGGCGGCGGCGUGGGCGUGGGCGGCGGCGUGGGCGCGGCGAGCGGCGGCGUGGGCGGCGUGGGCGCGGUGGGCGGCGUGGGCGCGGCCGCCGCCAGCCUCGUCAACGGCGCCUCCGUCGUGCAGCCCGCGCCAGACUCCGCGCAGCACCACCAACCCUUCGAUGUACAGCAAUUAUUCCGUUCACAACAAGCGGCGGCCGGGGGACAGGCGGCGGCGGCGCAACUACAACUCCUGCAGCAGCAGCAGCAGCAACAGUUUCAACUACAGCAACAGCUAGCCGCCCAACAAGCGUUCACACAAGCGCCGUAUGUGAUCAAUGCCGGUCAGGAGGGUGCGCCGUACGUUAGCGCGUUGAUCGCGGGUGUGCCACCACAGGCUUACUACGGUGUAGCCGCACCAUGGGGCAUGUAUCCGAGUCUGGUGGCGCAGCCGGCACAACAACAGGCGCAGCAGCCACGGCGGCCGCUGACUCCCCAACAGGGGGAGCAGCAGGUGAACGGACAGGGACAAUAUGUGAUUCCGUAUUACGAUGCCGGUUCGCUAGUAAUGAGCGGUCGGAACGGCACCCCCCUGCGGCUAGUGUCCCCGGGCGGGGUACUCGCGCAGCGACAAUACCAGCCGGCGCCAACACAUCCAGCAGCGACCGCAGCUCCGCCUGCGCCCGCGCAACCACAACCACAACAACCCCUACCUGGCGGUGGCGCAGCGCGGCGGGACUCUGUGGAGUUCGGUGGCGGAGGGCCCGCGGCCGCGCUGCAGGAGUACGCGCGCAAGUGGGGACCUUCGCCGCUGUCGCCCACGCUCGCGCCCGCGCUCGGUCCCGUCGGGCUGCGGCCCGUGUCCGCAGCGCCCGGCGCUGAGACCGCCAAGUACAGAGCUGUCAGCAGCUUAGCCCAAGGUCUCACGUCCAAUGGAAUGUUUGGAUCUUCAUCUUCGUUACUCAGCAAACUCAGCGGAGUGGGAACUAUCUCAGAGCUAGUGGGUGCGGGCGUAGGCGGCGUGGGCGGCGUGUCGGUGGGCGCGCUGGUGGCCGACAAGCCGCCCGCGGGUCGCUCGCGGCUCCUGGAAGACUUUCGCAACAAUCGUUUCCCCAAUUUACAACUCAGGGACCUGGCCAACCACAUCGUUGAAUUCUCACAGGACCAGCACGGCUCUAGGUUUAUUCAACAAAAAUUAGAACGGGCCACAGUUCAAGAAAAACAAAUGGUAUUUAAUGAAAUAAUUGGAGCAGCAUACAAUUUAAUGACAGACGUCUUUGGAAAUUAUGUUAUACAGAAAUUCUUUGAGUUUGGUACACCUGAACAAAAAACGACAUUGGCACAAAAAGUACGCGGACACGUGUUGGCGCUCGCGCUUCAAAUGUACGGGUGUCGAGUGAUACAGAAAGCGCUGGAGUCCAUCCCGGCGGAGCAGCAACAGGAGGUUGUUCGCGAACUUGACGGUCAUGUGCUCAAAUGUGUCAAGGAUCAGAAUGGAAACCAUGUUGUACAAAAGUGCAUCGAAUGUGUAGAGCCGGGUGCGCUGCAAUUCAUAAUAAAUGCGUUCGCGGGACAAGUGUACGCGCUGUCGACGCAUCCGUACGGCUGCCGCGUCAUACAGCGCAUACUGGAGCACUGCACCCCGGACCAGACCGCGCCCGUACUCAAUGAGCUUCAUGCGCACACCGAUCAACUCAUACAGGACCAGUACGGCAACUACGUAGUGCAGCACGUGCUGGAGCACGGCGCGGCGGAGGACCGGUCGCGGCUGGUGGCGGCCGUGCGCGGCAAGGUGCUGCAGCUCUCGCAGCACAAGUUCGCCUCCAACGUCGUCGAGAAGUGCGUCACGCACGCCACGCGCAACGAGCGCGCGCUGCUCAUCGACGAACUCUGCGGAUUCAAUGACAAUGCUCUGCACGUGAUGAUGAAGGAUCAGUACGCGAAUUACGUUGUACAAAAGAUGAUCGACGUAGCGGAGCCAACGCAGCGGAAGGUUCUUAUGCACAAGAUCCGACCGCAUAUCGGCUCGCUGCGCAAAUACACGUAUGGGAAACACAUCAUCGCCAAGCUGGAGAAGUUCUUUAUGAAAGCUCCGGAACUUGGACCUAUCGGUCCGCCGCAGCCCAAUCCAGUCCUGUAGUCUGUGUAAAGUAUUAUGACGUCCGCGGAUUUAGGCUGAUGCGACGGCGCGGGUGACCACGCCUAUUAUAAAUUUUGUGAAUAUUUGCGAUUGUACAUUUGUAACUAUAGAGCUCGUGGAGCCGACCGGUGGCGGCGCGCUGUCCGCGCACGAGUGUGACGGGACUGUAGCGGUGUACGAGCGUACUGAUGUACCGAAGUACCUAAGUACCGACGGACAGGUGUACCGAUGUACCGA
Achroia grisella is the source of this 4578-nucleotide messenger RNA. It is a transcript of the gene pum, whose product is annotated as maternal protein pumilio. NCBI's taxonomy places the organism in Eukaryota, Metazoa, Arthropoda, Insecta, Lepidoptera, Pyralidae. The transcript is spliced from 18 exons. Gene Ontology annotation, cellular component: cytoplasm; nucleus. Gene Ontology annotation, biological process: post-transcriptional regulation of gene expression. The coding region runs from base 670 to 4341 and encodes 1223 amino acids. Gene Ontology annotation, molecular function: mRNA 3'-UTR binding. The record is from RefSeq and is a predicted model, not a curated record.